Molecule: messenger RNA, 567 nt
Organism: Aphanomyces invadans
Lineage: Eukaryota; Oomycota; Saprolegniomycetes; Saprolegniales; Verrucalvaceae
Exons: 4
Coding region: 1-567 (188 amino acids)
Source: RefSeq, a predicted model, not a curated record
AUGACGAUGGGCGUCGUCGUUGCGUGUACGUCGCUCACCCUUGAAGCCACAUGUGUCGAGGACUGGUUUAUCUGCCCCAACGGCCGUGGAGUCGGCCGGGAUCCUCUGCGCAACUGCGAACACUAUCCUUGCAACAUCACAUUGAACGACGCCUCCGGGCCGUCACGAAACAUGACGUGCUCAGGCGACCCAUUCUUCCAGGUUUGUCCAUCCGGUGACAUUGUGCUCCGAGACUUUGCCAACAACUGCACGUUUUUCCCGUGUCCUCCAUCCUGCGCGAACGAUACGCUCGUGUGCUCGUCAGGAGAUGUCAAGAUUGCCAAUCCCGCGCUGAACUGCACCUUUGAUCCAUGUCCAUUGAUGUGUGCCAACGACACGUUCACGUGCCCACAAACGCUGGCUGUUGUCCGCAGGAGCGCCGCGUUGAACUGUACCUUCAGCCCAUGCCCCCCCGCCGCGGCGUGCUCGACGGAAGCAAGGUAUUGCGCCGCAACCAAGAAGUUCCAGCGGCGUCGAGUCGACCUCGGAUGCGAUUUCGAUCCGUGUCCAAGCAUCAAACCAUCGUAA